AUGAUGGCCACGGGCAAGGAAGUCGCGAAUCUACAGUUGUCCGAGCACCCGGAGAUGGCUUGCGUGCGCGCUUUGAAGCGGCACUUGUCUUCUUUCUGCGGAUGCCCCAGGUUUAAGCAGCGGAUACUGAGAGACGGCACUCUUCUCCCCGACGAUACCAAGCUCGAGGUGCUGGCUGAACAGACCCUAGAGCUUGUGCUUCUGGAGUUCUUGCCGACUGCCGAGUCUGAAGUCCAAGAGCUCUUGUCAGCUGCAGCCAACAGCCACCUUGCGAAGUUAGAGGCCCUGCUGCAGAGGCCUCAAGAUCCUGACUUGGGCGACGAGCCCCCGCUCCUGGCGUCCUGCCGCGAUGGGCACUUGGAAGUGGUGCGGCUGCUGCUCGAGGCCGAG
This is a messenger RNA of Symbiodinium necroappetens, 390 nucleotides long. The record is from the annotation of a GenBank genome assembly. Lineage: Eukaryota; Dinophyceae; Suessiales; Symbiodiniaceae.